Mesorhabditis spiculigera is the source of this 480-nucleotide messenger RNA. The record is from the annotation of a GenBank genome assembly. Lineage: Eukaryota; Metazoa; Nematoda; Chromadorea; Rhabditida; Rhabditidae.
AUGCGGCGGGCGGCCGUGUGGACGACGACAGUAUGGGCAUUAAUGGCAGCGGUGGCCGAGGGGUACCAAUCAUCGUACAACUACGUGCCCCAGGGCUCUUCCCCGACCCUGUACACCCCGGGGUUCGAGCCGAUCAUGCAUCUCGAUCAGAACACAUUCGCCGACACGGUCUUCGCCCAGGACAAGUCGUUUGUCGUCGAGUUCUACGCUGAUUGGUCGGUCGGGCAUUGUCGAGCCUUCGUCCCCUAUUUCCGCGAAUUCGCCAACCAAGUGUUUGGAUGGAACAAGCACUUCCCGGUGCUCUCUGUUCUCGAUAGAGCUGCGACGGACGGUGAGGAAGAAGAGGACCUCGUCGACGGUAUGCAAAAAAUUCUGAAGAACUCGGAGCGUGCCCGCCUCGUCUUCACGCAUAUGAGGGAAUGGCUGGAGGCACGGAAGGGCUACGGCCAUUUCCCCUCGCUCAGGAUGGAUUCGCCAAUU